CUGCCCGGUCCAAAGCCUGCUAGGGCUGGCCCGAUCCGCUUUCCCCUUGUCUUUGGUAUCGUAACAUUCACCAAGAAUGGGAAAAUAAAAAUCAGACCAGAGGAAAUUUCAAUUAUCAUAAUCACCCUGAUUUUCUAUGGAAAAUCCAUUACGCUGAUACAAAAGGGAGCUUUUUGGGAAGAGAAAAUAAGAAGUGUAGCAUCCAUCAAAGCUGCUAAAGUUUCAAACGUGAACCAAGGAAUGGCAUCUUUAGCUCAAGCUCCAUCCACUAUGGCUUCUGUUACUGUUCCCAAUGUCCAUCAUAGAGGCAUGAAAUUGUUUCAACCCUCAAUUUCACUCCAUGGAUUCACCUUUCCUCAUAUUCGCAUUAAACAUCCUCCUGUUUGUUGUACAAAGCUGACUCCAUGGGAACCUUCACCAGUCACAUAUUCUCCCACAGAUGAAAAGGGUAGUGACUUCUUGAGGGGAACUUCCAACAUAUUUGAAACUCUAAAUUCUGAUGACACUGCUGAAGCACCCGUUACCAACACAGAAGAGCUUAUACAUACAAGCAAUCAGUCAUCUGGGCAGCUUCAGUUCCUUAAAUGGCCUAUGUGGCUUCUGGGCCCUUCUCUUCUCCUUGCUACAGGCAUGGUACCCACCUUGUGGCUACCCAUAUCUUCCAUAUUCCUUGGCCCCAAUAUAGCCAGCCUGCUUUCCUUGAUAGGACUUGACUGCAUCUUUAAUCUUGGUGCCACCCUUUUUCUCCUCAUGGCAGAUGCUUGUGCCCGGCCAAAAAACCUAGCACAGCCCCUGAACAGCAAGGCUCCUUUUAGUUACCAGUUUUGGAAUGUGGUUGCAACUAUAACUGGUUUUGUGGUUCCCCUGAUAGUGUUCUUUGGUUCCCAGAAUGGUUUCUUCCAACCCCAGCUGCCCUUCAUCCCAUUUGCAGUUCUAAUGGGUCCCUACCUCCUUCUUCUGUCCGUGCAGAUUUUGACGGAGAUGCUGACAUGGCAUUGGCAAUCACCGGUAUGGCUGGUGACCCCAGUUGUAUAUGAGGCUUAUCGAGUUUUGCAGCUAAUGAGAGGAUUGAAGCUUGGAGCAGAGCUCAGUGCACCUGCAUGGAUGAUGCAUACUGUCAGGGGGCUGGUGUGUUGGUGGGUGUUGAUACUUGGUAUGCAGGUCAUGAGGGUUGCUUGGUUUGCUGGUUUCACUGCGGGAGCUUGGCCACAAAAGUCCUCUACUUUGGCUGAUGGUUAAUCGAAUCUACCCUUGGUAAAAUUUGAAUGAAGGGUUGUGGUUUUAAAUACAGACCUAUGAGGAUACAACUGAACCAUGUCUGUGGAAAUUGCCUAGGUGAGUCACCUUGUUCUUCACUAUGUCUAUAGCUAUUUGUGUUGGACAUCUACUUUGUUGAGUACAGAGAUGUAUAUCAUAAGCAAGUUAUGUGUUGCAGUAAUGGUUCAUUAGUGUGAUGAUUGGAUUCAGAUUAUAUUUUCAGCCAGUCAUAUCUUGGCAAAAGCCUCAAUGAGCUGGAUUGUAGAGACUAUGCGUGUUACUAUUUUGAUACUUGAAACAUGACGUUUAUGGAUGGAACAAGAAAACCAAUGUCAAUUAGGUUGCACCCAGAUCUAAUGGAAUGGAAGAUUUCAAGAUAAUUUCUGCCAUAAUUGCCUAACCAUCACCUUUAGGCUAAGGAAUUGUAUGAUGAGAAUCCUAGUCAAGUGAAGAGGACUCAUCUUUUAGCUAAUUUCAAUUUCAUUGCUUUUACAUACUUUAAUGUCUAUUUGCUUACCUGGGAAGCCUUUCUCCAAAUAUGAUUUUAAUAGGUCUUUUGGUGUUGGGAAUCGUACAAAAUUGACAGCAAGAAAAGAAAGUAUAGACUUUUAAGACGGGAUCCUAAAAAGCACAUGAACAGGUUCACCAUUGACAACUACAGUGCAUAUCAUUUCACCCUACUGUCAUGCCUCAUUCUUGCACUUCUAGCUGAAAAUUCCGUGAACCCCUGUUGUUUGGUAGGCCAUAUCUACAACCAAUUAACAAAAUAUGUUAAGAAAAGGUCUCAUUAUCACCUAUCAAACGUUGAUAGUACACAAUGUCAAAAGAAAAAGUUACACUAACUUAGUGUCCCUACCAUAAUACCAAAGUAAACUUUUUCCAUGAGAUGAUAUCAUAUUUGAUUUACCAUAGAUGAAAUCUUAAUACUUUAUAUAUUGAUCCCAUUUGUUUUCGAUGUAUUAUAGAUGAAGUCUUCGUACUUUAUAUCUUGAUUUCAUUUGUUUGAUCCGGGUAUCGUAUAUUUAUAUCUUUUAUCUUUUAUCUUUUAUUCAACCGCCUAAAUUUCACCGUACACCAUCAAUGGCCUAAAUUCUAAGUUACACGACAAGUGAUGCGAGCAUCUGAUUAUUCCAUCUACUUUACAUAUCCUGAUUUCAGACCUUGCUUGUGUAUGUUCUCUUCACAUGCAUCUCUUCUUGCCAUUAGAAUCACACGCCAGUGAUAUUGGUCCCAUGGGUUUCCAGUUUCUCCCACAUAUUGUCCAGAUUGUUCAGAGGUUAAAUCACCAACUAAUCUUCCAAUAUACUCUCAUUCUAAACCUAAAGGAUUGUCAGCUGUUUACUCAACUUCUGGUAGAUUAUGGCUCUUGUCAAACUGCAACCAAGUUUAGGUAGAAUCAAUCCAGUUCAGAUCUGAAUUCGUUCUGCUCAAUUACGGUUUUUGGUUUUUAAUUUUAAUUAAAAUUUAAAGGUAAAGUUAUAGUUUUUAAAGGAUGGUACUGAUAUUAUAAAAUUUGUAUUAAAUAUAGAAUAAUUUUAUAUGUAAAUUAAUAGAGUUUUUUAUAAUUUAAUUUUAUAUUAAUUUUUUAAAUUAUAAGUUCAACCAUUAUCUAUAAAGUUUGUUAUUUAUAAUUUUAAAUUUAAAUUAGUUAUAAGUUCAUAUUUUUUUUCUUUUAAUUUCAUUUCAUAAAGAUUUAAAAUUUACAAAUAUAUUAUUUAAUACGACUUAGAUAUAAUAUUUUAUAUUUUUAAGAAAUUAAAAUAUUUGAUUUUUUUCUAUUCAACCAAAUAAUAAAUACCACUUAAAUUAAUUAGGUUUGACUUGAAAGAAUAAAAAAUCAAUGAAAAUCAUGUAUUUGAAUUUAUAUGAUCGUAAAUUUAUUGGGUUAAAAAUGAUCUAUUUGAGAAAAAAAAAUUAAAUUAUUUUUUGUUAUUUUAUUUUUAUUUUUAUUUUUUAAUUAAAGAAUUUAAGGAUGAAUAAGGUGGAGGAGUUUGUUGAGAAACAGGAUUUGAAGACUUUGACAAGAUAAGGCUAACACUAUGAAUUGGGAAGAUGCCUCUUAGUGGAACCGAAGGAACUGUAUGAACAAGUAUCGUAGAGAAGCCGCAGUCUCAACGCUGAGCAGAGAGACAGACGACACUGUCCUACACUAGUCUCUCACGUUGUUGCCUUUUCUGCGGUCUAUUUUUUUUCCACUCUCUCUCUAAAUUCGAACCUACAACUCUAUUCAUCUCUAGAUCCAUCUCCUGGCCGGGAAAAACCAGAUUCUCCGCCGCCGUUAAGUCACUUCUCUCUGCCGGAAUCCCCUUUUUUUCACCGUAUCCGGCGUUUCUCUCACGAUCGAGUCGGAAUGAGCACUGGAGAGCUCCUCAGUAUCGAACCUCAAGAACUUCAGUUCCCUUUUGAAUUGAGGAAGCAGAUCUCGUGUUCUCUGCAACUUUCGAAUAAGACCGAUAAUUUUGUCGCUUUCAAGGUUAAGACCACAAAUCCUAAGAAGUAUUGUGUUAGGCCUAACACUGGAGUUGUGAUGCCUCGCAGCACAUGUGAUGUAAUAGUUACAAUGCAAGCGCAGCGGGAGACGCCUCAGGAUAUGCAAUGCAAGGAUAAGUUUCUCCUUCAGAGCGCAAUUGCAAGUCCUGGAGCUACCGCUAAGGACAUUACUUCAGAUAUGUUCAAUAAGGAAGCAGGGAAUCGUGUUGAGGAGUGCAAAUUGAGGGUUGCUUAUGUUCCUCCACCACAGCCACCAUCCCCAGUGAGAGAGGGAUCAGAGGAAGGCUCUUCCCCUAGAGCUUCAGUAUCAGACAAUGGGAACAUCAAUGCUUCUGAAUUCACUGCAGUCUCAAGAGCAUAUGUUGAGCCUCAAGAUAACUCAUCCGAGGCAAGGGCUCUUAUUUCAAAGCUGACCGAGGAGAAAAAAUCUGCUAUUCAACAAAACAACAAGCUUCAGCAAGAAUUGGAGUUCCUUAGGCGUGAAAGCAACAGAAGUCGCAAUGGCAGUCUCUCAUUUAUAUAUUUUAUUCUCGUUGGUUUGCUUGGCCUCCUUAUGGGCUAUCUUAUGAAGAUGACAUGACCAAAGGAGUUGCCAUUUUUUUCCAUGUUUCACUCCCCCAGCUGUUUAAAAAAAACAAAAAACAAAAAACAAACCAAGUGUAGAAUAUUGAAGAAAAACAAAUUUGUGACAGAUAUGAGGGAGCUGUGGGUCAUUUGGUACCAGUCUGCAAUGACAGAAGAAAACAUGCUUUAGAUUUGAUGGGUUUUGUAAUUUGCUAAUGCAAGAAUAUUCUAGGUCAUUCAUUUGUGUGACUAACUGCUUUAUUAACAUUGCCUAUUUUGGUAA
Messenger RNA from Vitis vinifera (wine grape), 4594 nucleotides. RefSeq names its product vesicle-associated protein 1-2. The transcript is spliced from 9 exons. Gene Ontology annotation, biological process: endoplasmic reticulum membrane organization. The record is from RefSeq and is a predicted model, not a curated record. Gene Ontology annotation, cellular component: plasma membrane; endoplasmic reticulum membrane. NCBI's taxonomy places the organism in Eukaryota, Viridiplantae, Streptophyta, Magnoliopsida, Vitales, Vitaceae. Bases 3608 to 4327 code for a protein of 239 amino acids.